Messenger RNA from Heterobilharzia americana, 2587 nucleotides. NCBI's taxonomy places the organism in Eukaryota, Metazoa, Platyhelminthes, Trematoda, Strigeidida, Schistosomatidae. The record is from the annotation of a GenBank genome assembly.
CAAGCUCAACUGUUGGCAAUUUCGCUUUGGUUAUUAAAGGAAAUCUCACUUGUGCGUGGUCGCUUUUGGUUUCAGAGGAUUGGACACUGAUAUCGUCCACUAAAUGACCAUCACUUACUAGAAUGUAGUUGAUUCGUGGUAUUUUCGCAUCUGAUUCCUGUCACAUGUUCUUCCGAAUUUUCUCCAUGAUUAGCCUUUAAACACGAAAAUUUGUAGGUCUGUUGAUUAUAAUGACUUGGCGCAGAUUCAAUUGCAAACCUUGAGCUUGCUGAAUUAGCUCGGCAGUAUUUUAUGUUUGGGCUCCGUUUGCGAUUUUGUCGCAGUUUAGGUGUAUUAAUGAGUUCCAAAUAUCACGAAAACUCAAUAUUGAAUAAUGCACAUGUGCACCAUCAGAGUGCUAAGUACGAACAAAUUGUACACCAUGAUUUCAAACUAACUGGUCUUGCACCCACAUUGGGCACAUUUGGAAGUGAUCAGGCUGCCACUGACUACAUAGAAUGUGUUAGUCUCAAGAGACUGGAUAUGUUCAAGUCAGAUUUUGACAAGUAUGAUUGGUUGAUGCACCUAUUUGAUACGAAUAAAACAAUGUUUUUCCGACUUUUGGCAAAGCAUGCAGAUAAAAUGAUGCCUCUUGUCUACACUCCAACUGUUGGUCUGGCAUGUGAGAACCUUGGUUUGGUAUAUAACAGUGGGAGGGGACUUUUCAUUACUAUUAAGGAUAAAGGAAAUAUAGCUACUUUAUUGAGGAAUUGGCCAAACAAAGAUAUACGAGCUAUCUGUGUAACUGAUGGUGAACGCAUUCUUGGACUAGGUGAUCAGGGUGCCUUUGGAAUGGGGAUACCGGUUGGUAAACUAGCACUGUAUACUGGUCUGGCAGGAAUUCCUCCGCAGCACUUACUUCCAGUUUGUUUAGAUGUUGGAACAAAUAAUGAGAAGCACCUUAGUGACCCAAUAUAUUUUGGAUUAAAACAGAAACGAGUCACAGGAGAUGAAUAUGAUGAGUUUAUUGAUGAAUUUAUGACAGCGUGUGUUGAUGUAUUUAAUCGACAAGUCCUUAUUCAGUUUGAAGAUUUUGCAAAUCACAAUGCUUUCCGACUUUUACAAAAAUAUGCUCCUCACUAUUGCACUUUCAACGAUGAUAUACAAGGUACAGCAUCCGUUGUUUUAGCUGCUUUGCUUGCUUCAUUGAAAGUAACUGGACGAAAGCUGACUGAAGAGAAAAUUGUUUGUUAUGGUGCUGGUGAAGCAAAUCUUGGAUUCGCUCAUCUAGUUUGUUUAGCAUUGAAUAAAACCUAUGGUUUGACAAUAGAAGAAGCACGCAAAAAUAUCUAUCUUAUUGAUAGCAAGGGUUUAGUGGUUGAUGGCCGUAAGAGUGGUGGUAUCAACAGUCAAAAAUUGGAAUUUGCGCGUCCUCCUGGAACACCGGAGUUGACGUCACUGGAAGAAAUUAUCACAUUUUCAAAGUGUACAUCAUUAAUUGGUGCAGCUGCUAUACCAAACGUAUUCAAUGAACGUAUUUUAAAUUUAAUGGCUGAAAUGAAUGAGAAACCAGUUAUUAUGGCUUUGAGUAAUCCAACAACGAAAGCUGAAUGUACAGCUGAAGAAGCUUAUCGUCAUACACAUGGUCGAUGCGUGUUUGCCAGUGGUAGUCCAUUCCUACCGCUUACUAUGACACCACAACAAUGUCCAGAAUUAAAGGAGUCGAUAUCACGUUGUCCAGGACAAGCAAACAAUUCUUACAUAUUUCCAGGUGUUGCCUUAGCAAUUGUUAGUGGACAAAUAUUUCCUGUUACUAAUGAAGAUUUCUUAGUUGCAUCUGAGACACUUGCAAAUUUAGUUACUGAGUCUGAUUAUUCAGUUGGACGAUUAUUCCCUCCACUAAGUGAUAUUAAGCGUGUUUCUUCGGAAAUGGCUAUGAAGAUUGUUAAAAAUGCAAGCAGUCAAGGUCGUUGUCGUGUUUUGAAGUUAAACACUAUCAUGGAUAAUUCAACAAUUGAAGAAUUAAUAUCAAACUUUUCAUAUUAUCCACAAAUAGAAUAAAUCUAUUCGCAUAAUAUUAUAAUUCUUUUGGUUGUGAACUAAUUCGUUUUAAAUAGAUAACUGAUUACUUAAAUGAUAAGAAAAAUACAUGAACUUUCGUAUUUGGAUUUACAUUUUCAAUAUACUUGUCGAAUAAUUUUCUCUUUCAAUAGAUCGGAUAUUUUUAAAAUAAAAUAUACUAAUUAGAUUUGUUUACAGCCGGAGAUCGGCAGUAGGAAGAGGUUUUAUCAUCUUUUUGUGGAUUUUAAUGUAACCUCCAGGUUUCCUCAUCAGUUAUCUUUAAUUGUCAGUGUAUUACUGUAAUCAGCAUUUGACUUGUAUCACUUUGACUAAAUGAUCAAACGUGGCAUUAAUGAAAUUAUCCUGACUGUUGGUAUACACUAUAUAGGGAAGUAGAAACGUUACGAUUUUCAAAAUUGAUUAGUGGAGAAUUAGAUUAACAACCAAUCAAAAUGUAUUUUAUGUGUUAUCACGUCUAUAAUUAGACAAACAGAAGGUGGAUUAACCAAUCGAUAGGGUUAGCUUUGUUUUAGUCUUCAGUCUUUCA